Molecule: messenger RNA, 3533 nt
Organism: Linum trigynum
Lineage: Eukaryota; Viridiplantae; Streptophyta; Magnoliopsida; Malpighiales; Linaceae
Source: the annotation of a GenBank genome assembly
GAAAUUUGACUAAGUAUGGAGACCCAACCACAAGGGGGGUCAUGCAUGACCUCGUCCAAGGGGGUCUCGUCCAAGGGAGUCAAGGGGGUGAAGCAUGACAUCAUCCCAGGGGGGUCAAACAUGAUGUCAUGCAAAGGGGUCAUCGUGCUAGACAUGAUGGGAAAGAAGACUGAAAUUGGCUAAGUAAUGAGACCCACCGCACAAGGGGGGUUAAGCAUGACACCGUGCAAGGGGGUCCAACAUGCUACCAUCCAAGGGGGUCUAGCAUGACAUCAUCCCAGGGGGUCCUUGCACUAGGGUGUCAAGCAUGAUGCCGAGGUGAAAAUUUGUUAAGUAUGGAAUCACAUGACCAUAGCAAGAGGGUACCAAGUCGGCAAGGCAGGGCUUGGUACCAAGACAUGAAAAGCAUGAAUUUGGCUAAGUAUGAAGCCAACGGGGUCGGCAAGACAGGCUUGGCAGCCAAGCAAGGCGACAGGGUAUCAUACCCCUUGGUAUCCUGCCCCAAGGGGGUAUCAAGCCGGUAAGAAGGCGAUAGGGUAUCAUACCCCUAGGUAUCAUGACCCCAAGGGGGUAUCAAGCCGGUAAGACUGACUUGGUGGCUAGGCAACAAGGUGCCAAGACGGACUUGAUAGCCAGACAUUAGGGUAUCAAGCCAACAAGACAAGAAAAUUCGAGUAAGGCAUGGUGGCUAGCUGAGGUGGCCACCCGACUAGGUACAAAAAAACCAUGUAUGGCCCUUAUGGGGACAUAUGGAGACAAAGUCCCAAGGCGGGCUUGGUAGCACCCUAACGGGGUACCAAGCCGGCAGGGUGUAAUUUACCAACUUGAUGAAGUUACAAAAACUAAGUAUGGAUACCAAGCCACCGGGGUUGGCUUGGUAGCAAGGGGUGUCAAGUUGAUUACAUGGGCUUGGUGGCAUGCCAGAAGGUAUCAAGCCGAUGAAACGGCUUGGUAACAACCAACAAGUUAAUGAGAAGGACUUGGUGUCAUGAGGUGGUAGCGGACUCAGGAGCGGGGAGUCAUCAAACAGUCGAGGGUGAGAUCAAGACCUCAUCAUGGUUCAUGGAGGCUAAGGCAAGAGCCUCAACCCCAUCUAGUCAUGACAAGUGACAAGGAUCAAAAACAACCCGACCCGGCAUCGAGGCCAUCAAGUACCCCCCAGCCCAAGACGGGACAAGGGCCCCCAAGGUGACGGUUACCAACUUGUCACCAAGGCGGCGACAAGGACCCCGAGGCGAUUUGGAGCAGCAAGCCAGCUAGCGGUUACAAAGACAGUUACCAAGGGAGUUACACUCGAUGUCUAUAAAUAGGAGAAACUAAAAUUGUAAAAAGGUUCCACAACCAACCAUUUGACACACUAUGUCAAACUUUAUCUUUUUCUCUGCAAAUUAGCCAUAGCCCUUAGUUUUCGGAGCUCUCACUGAACCUCUAUAGGAGUAGAGUAACGUAACUUAGAUUAUUCCCAAAAACCAUAAAAAAAAUCAAACACCCUCGUUCGAACAUUGUUCAGAGAGGAGUGAACUGUGUAAUUAUCGUUGUUCAAGAAGCCAAAGGUGCAUUCAUUGAGUUCAAACACCAGUUUUUCCUCGCCGGAAAAAAAAUUGGUACACCUGGUGGGACUCUGUGUGUUUGAUUUGAUGGCUCCACGACUGAGAGAACAUGAAGGUGAUAUUUCACCAGGAGUUGUGAAGGAAUUGGCGGCCAAGUUCAAAUUUGGCCAAGAAUCAGUAAGUGUUGUCGGAAUCAAUGGCAUGAUUGAGAUAUUGCCACCGGCGGCACCUUGUGCCGAUGUAACCACCACUACCAUGUCACUCCGCUCAAUAGUGGAUGAUAACUGCAAGGUGGUGGUGGAGAACCGUCAAGUGAUGGUGGAGAUCCGUCGAUCGAUGGAAGAGAGUUUGAAUGGACUUGUUAGAAGUUCACAACAGAAAAGUCUAAAACUUGCUUCAUUUAGUUCUAUGUUCGAUAGACGUUUGGAUGAAUUGCUUGAAGCAACUACAGAAAAUACAAAUUGCUUAGAUAAGCUUAAAAAAUAUUUUAUAGAACCAGUGGUGCGAGAAAUUUCUUUACCAAAAAAUGGUAUAGAUCCGCCACCAAGUAUUGCUACUGAGUAUACAAGUAUCCUGUUCUCCGGUGGUCGGACUACUCAGCCAUGGUCAGAGAAGUCAUCGUCUCCGAUGGAAAUUCAACUACCUCUUCAACAUGGUGGUUGUGGCGAGAAUCUCGCUCCCACGUUCACCACUCAUGUAAAGCAACCGCCUGUGCUGACAGUUACUCAUAAAACUGUCUCAGAGGCUAGACCAUGCUUGAACGUGAGAGUUGGUGGAGGGUUAAUAGCUGAUGUGCUACAACAAGCUUGCCCACCCUCGAUGCCAUCUAUGCUCGAGCGGCCUGGUGGAUGCAAAUCGCCAUGGGGGCAUGAAGAGGGCCUUGGAAGUCUACCUAACAAGGUGAAGUGUCAAGCUGGGAGACACAUUGAUGUCAAGAAAAUCGAACAAAAGGGUGUGUCCAACAGAAUUCCAUGUUUAUCUUCUAAGGAUUACAUGAGGGACAUGUCAUCAACCACAAACAGUGGCACAAACAGUGGGUUGACAGUUGUGUCCAAGAAGCCACUACAAUCCCAAACCACAUAUGCUGCUAGUAAGAAUGUUAGCGUGGCUAAGGGGGCAAAGGGGGACAUGUCUCCAUCUCCAUGCAGUGGACAGGGGGGCAUGUCAUCAAACAUGAUGAAUGGAGUGAGUGGCAAGUCUAAGCGGGUGAUGGACACCCAUGCCACCCAUGAUUUUCAUAACUUUGACAGCAUGUCAAAGAGUGGACAAGGAGGCAAGACCCCUUGUAGCAUGCCACCCAUGAAUGGUCGACAAGUGGGUAUGUCACCAACCACAAACAAUAUACAGAUAGACGUGCCCAAGAAACCACAAAAAACUCAAGCCACACAUGCUUAUAGUAAGCAUGAUAGUGUAGCUAACGAUGACAUGGGGGGCAUGUCAUCAAUCACCACUAGUAGGUUGAUAGGUGUUGCCAAUAAGCCACAACAUGAAGCCACACAUGCUUUUAAGCAUACUAAUAUGGCUAUGUUUGGAAAGGGGGCACGUCAACAAUCAUGAAUAAUAGUAUGGGGGACAUGUCUCCAACCACUGGACAGGGGGGCAUGUCACCGACCAUGAAGAAACAAGUGGGAGAAAAUUAUGUGAGUGUGCAGCACACCCAAGCCACUCAAAAAAUUUCUAAGUAUGAGAGUGUGUUAAUAGAUGGACAAAGAAGCAAGUCCAUGCUUAAAAACCCUCAUGGCAUGCCAAGUAUGAAUGGCAGGGGCAUGAACAAGACAUCCCGGCAUACAAAAACCAGAAAUGGUCCUACAAAGAACCAGAGGUUAUGUGCUACGUGUAGAAGUCAGCAAGCCGUAAGGGUUGAGCAGGAUCAGGUUGGCCACCAGGGUGGUCAUCGACUUGUUGGGUCCAAACACUCCUCGUCCCAACUAUAUGGGAUGAUUAAGCAUGGUUGGGCGAAACCAAGAAAGAUAAAAACUCGUG